Messenger RNA from Misgurnus anguillicaudatus (oriental weatherfish), 2481 nucleotides. RefSeq lists its product as uncharacterized. Gene Ontology annotation, biological process: arachidonate secretion; phospholipid metabolic process. The record is from RefSeq and is a predicted model, not a curated record. Lineage: Eukaryota; Metazoa; Chordata; Actinopteri; Cypriniformes; Cobitidae. Gene Ontology annotation, molecular function: A2-type glycerophospholipase activity.
GCAGAUUCAUAUGGAGUACCACUGCUGCUACGCAAUAGUAUGGACACGCGUAACGGUAGACUAUUAUGGAUGAGAUGUUGGGCAACGCAAUUGAUUCAUCGAUCAUGAAACUUUAGUUUAUAUAGCCUGAACUGAAACAGAUGGAUGCUUUUUGCAAAUAAUGCUUUUAAUUUCCAUCGACCCAUAUGACAGCUUUUAAGUUAAGCGGCGAUGUUUCCAAACGCCUCGAACAGCGCAACAAUGUCACCACAUCUCCAACAUAUGAGAAUCUGGACUUUAUUUUAUGCUGUCGAGAUUUUAACAGUCGCGUGCUGUUGCAGUGCCGUAAUAACGCGAGACGGCUAUGAUAAAACGCCAUUUUGCCAACUUAUACAAGCGGACCGCGGGCGUUUCGAGGUGAGUUUUCUGAGCCAUCAGACGGACUCCUCAGCAUCACUGCGCUUUUACUGGAGCAGGUGGACAUCGGAGCAAAGCGUUGAGGAUUGUUUCACGAGUACUGACGAGACUUUAAUCGCGCGUUAUUUGUCCAUGUGCGAACACCGGGAGCGCGCAAAGGACGCAGCGGAGAGGUUGCUUCACUUCAACUUAAGCGUGAUACUGGAAGAUGACAGCUUGUGUGAAUUUAAAAUCAAUCCGCUUAGCAGGUUUCCUUUUGGGCAAGCAAAUGUAAAUCAAAACCAAAGGAGCAUUAAAAUACGCCAGAAACGCGCACUUUUUGUUUUACCGGGAACCCUUUGGUGCGGCAGAGGCACGAGCGCCAACAACUAUGAGCAGCUGGGAAUGUUUGAGCAUGCAGACAGAUGUUGUAGGGAACAUGAUCAUUGUGAGCACAUUAUUCGAGCCUUCUCUGUGAACUAUGGUGUCUUUAAUUCCAAGCUCUUCACCAUCUCUCACUGUGACUGCGACCACAGAUUUAAACAGUGUCUUCUGGCUGGUAAUGACACCAUCUCCAACAUGGUGGGCUACAGUUUCUUCAACGUUCUUAAAAUCCACUGUUUCGAGUUGUCCCAAAGGAAACGAUGCACCCAGUUUAACUGGUUUGGAGCAUGCACAUCGGUUCAGAUAGCACCUGUGGCAGUAAUGAAAGACCCCACACCUUACAAUUCAACCGAUCUUAAUAAUGAAAGCAGUGACAUCACUGACCUGUCAUGCAAUAAAGAGCCAAUCAAAUCAUUGCAUAAUGGCAAACAAAGAACCUCUAAAUCUAAACAAAUGAGGUUGCAUAAGGAACAUAAAGCCUGCGAUUCAGUGAAGCAUGCAAAGAAAGACGCUUUCCAACAUCAAAGGUUUGUGAAAAAAUAUGACAAGAAGAAGAAAAUUCAGAAGACUUCACCUCGAAAAAGAAAGAAAGCUGUUCUGUCAAACUCGCACAUAACCUUGACCCCGUCACCCCGAACGCACGCAUCUGUGAUGAAUCAGCGGAUAUCUCUGAAGAACAAACUGGAAAUUGUUCUUCAAAACAUUGAGAGAGCAUUGAAGGCAAGAGUCACUCCUUCACCAUCAUCAGUAUCUGUAACAAAAUCACUCCUGAUUCAAAAGACAUCAAACGCUCCAUCAAAACAAACAUCAAUAACUAAAUCGAGUCUUCAAAGAAAGAAAAACAAGGGAAAAUCUGUAAAAUCCAGAAAGCCAAAGAAGUUUAAACCUUAUGCUCCCUUUAAUCCAUCAAGAGGAGAUCAUUUCCAACAAAAACAUCACAGAGGAAAAAAUACUUGAGAUCUUCAUUCAGUCUAUCCCUGUGUGGCACAUUGUGUUUUUACGUAUCAGCAGAAGAGAUUGUGGGCCUUCUUUAAAAAAAUCUUGUUAUAGUAAAAUAACUAAAAGGGUCAUUGAUAUACAGUUAGACUGUUUACCAGACGCCAAAUAAUAAAAAUAUACAAUCUGAUUCAUUUACAAACAUUACAUUUUAAAUGUACCGUCAGCCGGAAAUGUGACGCUCCUUACCAUGUUUGGAGUAUUAGCUCACAAUGCAAUACUGACAGGAGUUAAUAUUGUCUUUACUACCUUUUCAAUACGAGCCAAAUUUGAUCCAGAAAAUGAGGAAGUAAACUGUUGCCUACAAUCUGUGGUUUGUUGUAGUCCAAGAAAAGAGAUUUAUCUUGUUGAAAUUGUUUAACUUAAUUUUAUAAAUAAAUGUUGCUUAAUAUAUGCUGAUUUGACAAAAAAAUAUUUUUUUACAGUGCAGAUACAAUCAGACAUAUAUACAUAAUGUACAAAAAAUCAUAUUUUUAUCUAAAAACAAAUUUUUGGUAUUUUCUUAUUGUAUUUUUCACUCAUACAGUAUUUAUUUUCUUGAAAUAUUUUUUUUCCAGGUAAUGUAUUAUAAUCCACAUGCUUCUUGCACAUUUAUGUUGCUUCAGUCGUGGUAUCCAAUGGACAUGAAAAAAAUCUAUGAAAAAAUCUAUGAAAUUUUUUUUAAUUGGAGGAUAAUUAAAAUUAUAAAAAAUGCACCCUGGAAAAAAUCAGGUCUGCAGUGGUUAA